AUGGAGACUGGUGCACAAGAUGGAUCCUCAGGAUACUCGACAAUGGACGAUUACGAGUCAUUGAUUUCAACAACAGAUGCAGAACUCUUGAAACGUGCUUGGCAGAAUGAGAAGGCUGCCCCACAAAUUCUUCGAUUUGAGGCCGCUCUGAUUCAAAGGUCACGUGAACAAAUUAAAUUGAUGGAAGAGACAGUGGGAGAAUUCACAAGAAAUGGCAUUGAUCCACUCACAGUGUCUCUUUAUCAGAUGGACUUGGACAGGACCGUCUUUCUCUUGAGGUCAUAUCUACGGACUCGUCUUCAAAAGAUUGAGAAGUAUGUGUUUCACAUCCAGAAAACUGCCGAGUUAUGGAAUCGGCUUUCCAGACAGGAGAAAAGGUUUGCUGAAAGGUGUAUAGAAGACAUGGAAAAGCAUUUGGAUCAAUCUGUUCUUUCAAAGUUGCCUAGCAGUUACAAGUCUCAUUUAAAGCAAUCUUCAAGUAGUGAAGAGGAUGACAUGGUUCCUGAGCCACGGCUCGACACUUACGUCAUCUGCAGAAGCAAGAGAUUUUUAGGAGCCUUCCAGCUUGAUGACAGCGCGGAAGAGCCUGUGAACAUUGAAGCUGACGAUCUGUAUGCUUUACCUUACAAGUCAAUAAAGCCUCUUGUGGAGACAGGUCAAAUUGAUCUGGUUUGAGCGUUUGGCAGCUAUUCUAAUGCUUAUUCA
Messenger RNA from Coffea arabica (coffee), 705 nucleotides. Its product is annotated as DNA replication complex GINS protein SLD5-like. The record is from RefSeq and is a predicted model, not a curated record. Lineage: Eukaryota; Viridiplantae; Streptophyta; Magnoliopsida; Gentianales; Rubiaceae. Gene Ontology annotation, biological process: double-strand break repair via break-induced replication; DNA-templated DNA replication. Gene Ontology annotation, cellular component: GINS complex.